AUGGAACGUGUGAACGCAUUGAUGCGUGUAAUGUGCGGCUUCGUUUUCGAGCUCGUUAACGGAUCGUGUCGCAAGCAGAUCGCAUGUCAUAAGAAAUCUGACACGGGUGUUUACACUUGUCGAGCAAAGAACGAUGAUGGAGAAUCGACGUGGACAGCCUCGUUGACCGUUGAGGAUCAUAACACCAAAUCGGUUUUCUCACGAAUGCCGGACCGAUCGAAUUUUCCGUCAGCACCAUCGCAACCAAUCGCCAGUAAUGUGUCUGACACUGAGGUGGAUUUGGAAUGGCGAGCUCCAGAACGAAACGGUGGUAGUCCAGUGACCGGCUACAUUAUUCAGUUUUUCAGUCCGGAAACUUGGCUUAAUGUUCCGGACUACGUAUCGGGCCCACGAUAUCGUAUCAAGAACCUGAGGCCGUCACAAACCUAUGUGUUCGUUGUAAGAGCGGAAAACGAAAAAGGCAUCGGACCUCCUAGUCCUAUUUCGUCGGUUGUGAACACCUUGCCAAGAAAUGCUCACUUGUCAACGGACGACCUGGAGAAUUUGGACCUCGAACAAGCAACAAGGCGAAUCACCUCAGAACAGCUCAUCAAACUUGAAGAAGUAAAAACCAUCAAUUCAACAGCGGUUCGGUUGUUUUGGAAGAGAAAGAAGAUCGAGGACAUGGUUGAAGGAUAUUAUAUCAAAUGGCGAGGUCCACCAAGAAGUAAUAUAAACCAAUGGGUAAAUGUUAGUGGUGCACAUGUGGAAUCGUACGUUGUCAAUGGCCUAAUGCCUUUUACGAACUACGAAUUUUUCGUCAUACCGUAUCAUAAAUCCAUUCAAGGUGCCCCUAGUAACUCCAUGGAUGCUUUAACAGCUGAAGCUCGUAAAUGGGUAAAUGUUAGUGGUGCACAUGUGGAAUCGUACGUUGUCAAUGGCCUAAUGCCUUUUACGAACUACGAAUUUUUCGUCAUACCGUAUCAUAAAUCCAUUCAAGGUGCCCCUAGUAACUCCAUGGAUGCUUUAACAGCUGAAGCUCCGCCAUCAUUACCGCCAUCGGACGUGCAUAUCCGAAUGUUGAAUCUUACCACUCUUCGUAUUGGAUGGAGAGCACCGCCGGCUGACGGAAUGAAUGGCAUUCUGAAAGGUUUCCAGAUUGUAAUCUUGGGAAAAGGCACCAAAUUCAAUCGAAAUAUUACAACAAACGAACGAGCGGCUAGUGUGACGCUAUUCCAUCUGAUUCCUGGUAUGACGUACAAAAUCCGAGUUGCAGCGCGCACCAACGCUGGUAUUGGUGUUAGUCAUGGCACGGAUACCGUUACUAUGAAUCAAGAAACUCUUGACAAGCAUCUGAGCCUGCACAGUGAACAAGAAUCAUUUUUGUACUCAUUAUCACGUCAGUCAUGGUUCGCUCUACUAGUAAUGUUACUUGUAUGCGUGUUUCUGAUUCUGGUCGCCAUAUUUGUAUUCUGGUAUUAUAAAAACAGUAAAAACGCCAAGCGUGUCGAAGAACCUGAAUGGAUACAGUUUCAGGAUCGAACAUUUAUUAAAAUUAAUGAUGGAUCCGUUCAUAUGACUCAAAAUGGAAUAUGGGAUCAUAAUCCCUAUAAUACGGCAGGGCGAAUGACAUUGAACAAUCGAUGUCCAACUGCUCAUCCGCCUUACUCGGUAACACCGAAUCAGCACGAUUUCUUCCAUGGUCCAUGUGAUGACUACAUGGGUGCUGGGACCAUGAAUCGACCUGGUUCUGAACAUCACUAUCAUUAUGCACAACUGGCUGGUGGACCUGGAAAUACGCUUAGCACUUUCUACGGAAAUCAGUAUCACGACGAUCCAUCACCGUACGCAACGACAACGCUGGUGAUGUCGAAUCAGCAACCAUCGUGGCUUAACGAUCGUAUGCUGAGAGGUCCAGUGCUUCCCAGUAAUCCAGUUCCGAAUGGACCACCUGCCAGGUACGCCGAUCAUACGGGUCGUCGCUCCCGAGGUAGUCGAGCGUCUGAACAUCGCCAAGCGAGUCAUCAUUCGGAUAGCCCGCCUCACACGGACGUCAGCUAUGUUCAGUUCCAAUCCUCUGAUGGCACUGGUGAAAGCUCGAAUGGUCGCUCAAAACCGGGUACUUUGGCUGGACGCCGAAGUCCGCCGAAACACACUCUGAUGGACUUUAUACCUCCACCCCCAUCUAACCCUCCACCACCGGCCGAUAUAGGCUAUGAGGGUUCUCCUCGGCGACAUUUGCCGCGAAUGCUGAACAUGGAAGACCCAUAUGAUUCCGUUUCGGACGGAAUGGCGUUUGGAGAUGAGAUGAAAGUUAGACCAACAAGUAGAAAUAGGACGACGGGUAUUCGUCCACAAAAAGGUAAUCGAGAUGACGAUAGCCAACGUUCAUCACUGAUGAUGGAUGAAGAGGGCGGAUCGUCUGAAGCCGACGGUGAAACGUCGGAUUGUGAGGUGCCUAAACGGAAAACUGUCCCCCGAAUGGGCGUGUCUGCAAGCGCACUCUCACAAAGCAGCUGUAAGUUCAUUUAA
This is a messenger RNA of Cooperia oncophora, 2511 nucleotides long. The record is from the annotation of a GenBank genome assembly. NCBI's taxonomy places the organism in Eukaryota, Metazoa, Nematoda, Chromadorea, Rhabditida, Trichostrongylidae.